AUGAGUGCUCACGACCUUGAUAGUGCUCACGAUGGCGUCACCGUCCAACAUCCCCCGGCAUCAAAAGAGACAGAGCCUUCUACAGAGUCCCCUCUACAAUCGAUAGAGACUCCUCUCAAAUUCCAGAUACCUGAAGAUUGCCGCACCUUCUCGCCUUUUCCUCGCCUGCCGCCAGAGAUACGUGCCCAGAUAUGGCAAGCUACCCUGGAGACUCCUGGCAUGCACUUUCUCAAAAUCGACACCGACUGGCACCCGUCAACAGGGCUUGGAAAGUGGUGGCUCAAAGAGCCGAUGUUCCUCCACGCAACUGCUGAAGAUCACGAUGAGGAUGUUGAUUCCAUGGCGCUCGAGGUCAGAAGAGAAGCUCGCCCUACUGCCAAGGUGUAUGGUACACUGAAACCUCUCUACCCCACUCCACAAGCCGAUAUCUCUUAUUACACGAAUCUCCAUCAGCAGCUCACCAAACUUUCCGUUACAUGCAACGAAGCUGCCGCUGUAGCCAAGUCUCUUACAAAUCGGCCUUCGACUUUCCGCCUUAACACUGGCCGGAUCGUUAGUCUCAACGCCCUCUCCGAUGUCAUCUAUCUUGAAUACGUCCCACCUGAGGUCUACGAAGACAGCAUACGCUUCAACAAGGUUCUGAACUGCUCAGGGCUCGAUCAAAUUCGAAAGGUCGCGGUCAGAUACUGCCACAAAUGGUAUGAGCAACAAUCGCCCAGGCGAUGUCCAAACUGCGGCCUAAUCCACAGCACUCCUGAUAAAGUCAGGUACCCGAAGCACUUGUACAGAUUCUUGGCCCAAUAUCUCCCCAAUCUGGAGCAGUUCUUCUUUGUCGAUUACCUCAUUCUACGUAAAUCCGACCUCAAUGCUGCCACAGAUCGCCACGGGUUUCAGAGCAACUUGAAAGCGAAAGCUGGCACAUGCAGGUUCGAGGGCGGGAACAGAAGCUACUUCGAAGCCGAUACGCAAGAUUGGACCAUCAGCUCCCGAGUUCUUCAAGUCAAAUCCUGGCUACAAGAGAACUUUGUCAAAUACGCCAAGUCGAGCAGCCUGAGCGCCCACAAGAACCCAGAGCAGGUCGAGUUCGGCGUGCUCGCUUGCGAAUGGAAUGUCGAACCACCAUCAGAACCAAAGAAGGCACUAGCGACACCGAUUAAGAAAGGAAGAAAUAAGAGGGCCAAUAGCGAGGAGCACACUUUAUCAAGGACGAUUCGACGAGGCUCGACGCCAACGGUAUCACGUCCUGUCGCCGAUAGCCUCCCACUCGACGUGGCUAUCAAUUUCCCGUUCGUUUUCGACGCAGGUGGCAGCAACCAAUUUGAAUUCACCUUUUCUAUGUCCCUAUAA
Molecule: messenger RNA, 1347 nt
Organism: Fusarium musae
Lineage: Eukaryota; Fungi; Ascomycota; Sordariomycetes; Hypocreales; Nectriaceae
Exons: 2
Coding region: 1-1347 (448 amino acids)
Source: RefSeq, a predicted model, not a curated record